GACAGUGAACACAGAAUGGACACAUAUGAGAUUGUGAGGAGCCCAUGAACGAUGUUGUCCGCGAAAGCCUGCUUGUCCACGAAUUAGCGUGAUGUGAGUUGGGCCGCUGAGGACGAGGAUGUGGACGAGGUGUCGUGCGGACCUCCGCAGGUGGGUGCCGGCCUUACGUAAUGCGGGACAGGGAACCGCGACGUGUUGUCGGAUUGCGUAGUUGGGAUGCGGCCACAAAUUACCACGGGAAUGAAUGCGCGCCUUUCCCCGCCGCAAUAGCCGCCCAGAGUCACGAUUUAUACCAUGGCGGGCCUUCAGAAGCUCGAGAAGCUGUCUGCGCCGCACUGCGUCCUCCUCGCCGUCCACUACGCAAACGAAUCGAAUCUCGCGGCCCUGCGCGCGCUCACAGCGCUCCGCAACACCGAUUUCGACGUCGAGCUUGCCUUCCAGAUCCUGCUGACGCACCUGCCCGAAAGCGUUCCUCCCGCUGAAUACAUCGAGUACCUGGACGAGCUCGCAAGCGGCACCCGCGCGCCGGGCGACGACCCCGCCGCUGUGCUCGAUAUUGCGCCGGUGGAGGGACUCACAAAUGCACAAGCCAGGAAGAAGCGCCGGAAACUGGAACUGCUGCCCCUAGUGCAUCCUCUGUACAAGGCGGAGACGGAGCUGGACCCGCUCACCCAGUUUCUCAUCCACCGCGCACACCAGAUCGACGCCCAGACUGGUCUUCCCAAUGCGAUACCCGAGCUUGUUGCGCCCUUCAUUGGCCACUCCGAGUACCUGCGGACAUGGCUAAUCUCUACCGCACUACCGCUUCUGCGGCUGAUGUACGAAUACUACCCCGAGAGCCCCGCUCCAUCGCUCGACGACUUUGCCAGGUUGAGGGGCAGGCGCGCAAUUGACCUGCAGCUAGCGAACCUCCGUCAGUCACACGCAGGCACACGGGAGGGAGAACAUGCAGCGAGAGACUUGAGGGGCGUGGUUGGCCCUUGGAUAUGUGGCGCGACGGAGCGAAAGAGACGGAAGCUGUCGCCAGACGAUCGAAGUGCAUCCAUAACCGAAAAACCGGCUCAAGAGCCUGAUGACUGGGAGGCUUUGUUCGGGUGGCUUGUGGAUACCUCCAAGGCUGACUUCGCCCUGGUUUCGUCUGCCAUCACCGAGUGGGACGGCCCUGAGGAUCUCGACUUGGGCGGCUUCGAGGAGGGGCGUGAUUACGUCGAUGAUGACACCCAACGGAAGCUGGAGCGACGCUAUGCACAGACGGCAUUGGCAUGUUUAUAUCUCUUGGACAGUAACCACACCGACACGCUACAGACGGCGCAUGGCCUGCUGUCACGCAUUUCCGAUCUUCUUGGCCUAGAGCCUCCCCCAGACCUGACCGUGACCGUCGAAGCAUUGCCGUCCUGCGCCGCGGACAUGCCUGUACUGCAAGACCUGAAAGCUUCCACUCUCCUGGAAGAAAACAUAACACGGACAGACAACCCCCUGACCGAACCAAAGCAGGAUGCUGUGCAUCUUGUUGAACUUCUCAUCUUCUCCGCUUUCGUACUCUCAAGCUUGCAACAGCCUUUUAGUUUAAGAGAAGUCGCGCGCAUGUUCCUCCGCAACGAUCGAUCAGAGCAAAUUACUCUUCUCCACAAAAUCGUUCACACACUGAGCACGAGCGCUAAGCUUGAUGGCGAACAAUGGCGGUCGAACCGAGCCAGACUCCUCUGGCUCUGGAACUGGGGAUCGAGUCAGACAGGCAAUGAUCGACAUGCUCAAGGAAUACUUGGCCACAUCGACAGCAAAACGAUUGAAACUGAGACACUAAAAGGUCUCCUGGAAGGCAGCCAAUUCCCUCUAGUGGUCCAACUGUACAUCCGGCCAGCAUCGGAUCGUAGCGCGUUGCCCCUUGCCGACGUAGAGCGGACUAUCCUCACAGCUGUACUGCAGCACUAUGACAACGCAAGCAACGGCAAUCGGACAAGGGGAGGCAUGAAGCGCGCCUCCGACAUUGUUGCAGCUUUCAAAUCCCACUUUCCAAGCUCGGGUCGCUUCCGACGGAUGCAGGCUCUUUUGGCCGCAACACAUGCAAUGUCUUUCUACUCGCUUAUCCUACAGCACGGCGUUCCGUUCCAACCUGUAAACAUUAGGGUGAGCGCCGACCCGCUGUCGUUGAUUCAGAAGCUGCUCGAGCAAAAUCUUCGGAGCUACACGCAUCUAGAUGACCUCAUCUCGAUCGGGCAAAACCUUAUAGUGGCCAUGCCGGCUACUAUUAUGGACGAGGAUGCCAGUCACACCCACCUCGAUCCAGCUGUAUUCGAGAAGAGGAAACUCGCAGCAGAACGACGUGUUAUUGGCAUGACCGUCGAAGCCGCGCUUGCAGAAGACGACUUUGAAACAGCAUACUCGUAUGUUGUGAACAGACUCACUCCGAAGACACCAUCGCCACCUGUCUCCCCGGCGCUGUCCAAGUCAUCACAACGCUUUUCGUUCGGGUCCUACGAUUCAGACACAAAAGAGGACGACGGCGAAGACGUAGCCUGGCGCGCCGCCGUUCAAGCUGGUCGUCACCGCUCCUCGCUAUCAUCGUCCCAGACGUGGGGCUCUGCAAACACUGCCGCCCGCCCCGACCUGCGCAGACUAGAGCAGCGCAUGGAGCUCCUCUCACAAGCACUUCUCCUCGCACCGCCACGACACCUGGAAGAGGUGCUAGCCGUAUGGCAGGAAUGCGAAACAGAAAUGACGAAUCUCCUCGCGGAAGAGACUGAAGCAGAAGAGCGCUUCAAUGACGCUGCUGACCGCCGUCUUCCCGGUGCCUUCGCGGAAGCAGUCGCCAUCCAGCCCCGCCGCGAAGUCGGCAGAGGCGCAGUGGAAGAAGCGCCUAUGGGCUUGUUCGAUGUGGCGAGGGGCGCUGCUGCUGCGUUCUCCAAGAGCGCAUUCCCGCUUCGCGGUAGUGGAGGUAGCCGGGCUGCAUCGGGGUCAGAGAGCCACGGUGACACGGGCCGUGCAUCGGUGGAUUUGGGCAGCGACUCGGAGAGCAUGCAUAGCGCUGGUGACGAGAGGCUAAGGCGGCGGGAUAUGGUUGCUAAUGCGGUUACUGGCGGAUUGGCGAGUGGGCUUGGGUGGGUGCUUGGUGCUACGCCCGUCAACGAGCGGCAGUAGGUGAGCUAGUCACGAAUUAUAUGAUUGAUGGA
Molecule: messenger RNA, 3170 nt
Organism: Paraphaeosphaeria sporulosa
Lineage: Eukaryota; Fungi; Ascomycota; Dothideomycetes; Pleosporales; Didymosphaeriaceae
Product: secretory pathway Sec39
Exons: 1
Coding region: 295-3138 (947 amino acids)
Biological process (GO): retrograde vesicle-mediated transport, Golgi to endoplasmic reticulum
Source: RefSeq, a predicted model, not a curated record